AUGGUGCAACGACGUUCAACGUAUUGUGACGCAUACAGCAUCGAAGAUCACGUGGUAGAGUGUAUCAAUGGGCAUAUACCAUACAAAGGAAUGCAAUCAGCAAGAAAAGCUCCAUCAGAAUAUCAAACUAAGUAUCCUUACCCGAAUGAAGGUGUAGCGUUAAGUAGGUCUAGUUACGUAGAAGUCAAGCUACUUCAAGUGACAAAACAGAGACAUCCUUACACCGGGAGUCAACCGGGAGUCAACCGGGAGUCAACCGGGAGUCAACCGGGAGUCAACCGGGAGUCAACCGGGAGUCAACCGGGAGUCAACCGGGAGUCAACCGGGAGUCAACCGGGAGUCAACCGGGAGUCAACCGGGAGUCAACCGGGAGUCAACCGGGAGUCAACCGGGAGUCAACCGGGAGUCAACCGGGAGUCAACCGGGAGUCAACCGGGAGUCAACCGGGAGUCAACCGGGAGUCAACCGGGAGUCAACCGGGAGUCAACCGGGAGUCAACCGGGAGUCAACCGGGAGUCAACCGGGAGUCAACCGGGAGUCAACCGGGAGUCGUUCUCAGUAUAA
This is a messenger RNA of Schistocerca nitens (vagrant locust), 564 nucleotides long. RefSeq lists its product as uncharacterized. Lineage: Eukaryota; Metazoa; Arthropoda; Insecta; Orthoptera; Acrididae. The record is from RefSeq and is a predicted model, not a curated record. The transcript has a single exon. The coding region runs from base 1 to 564 and encodes 187 amino acids.